This is a messenger RNA of Macrosiphum euphorbiae (potato aphid), 600 nucleotides long. The record is from the annotation of a GenBank genome assembly. NCBI's taxonomy places the organism in Eukaryota, Metazoa, Arthropoda, Insecta, Hemiptera, Aphididae.
AUGGGAAGACAGUGGUACAAGUGGGAAAGCACAGUGUCUACGAAAUUCAAUUUUGAAAAUAAAUUUGAAAGCAUUUUUAAGGAAGCGUUUGAGAUUGCUGAUAAAUUUGAAGUAGUCAUAAAGGUUCCAAGAACAUCAAAUAGACAGACCCUAAGAGUUAAUAUAAAUACAACAUCGGCAGAGGAAUAUUAUCGUGUAUCUGUAUUUAUACCAUAUCUGGAGUCAUUUGCUAAUGAACUAAAAGAAAGAUUUAUUGAUCACGAAACUACAUUAAACUCUUUUCAUUCUUUAUUUUCGAAAGAAGAAUUAGAUGACGACUUUAUGACAUUGCCAACUAAUGCACUCCAAGCUUUAUCGUUUUGUAAUAAUGAAAUUUAUCCUAAUAUUUACAAACUUCUUCAAAUACUAGCCACAUUACCAGUUUCAACAUCAUCUAAUGAACGUACUUUUUCAAAUCUUAAAAGAAUAAAAACUUAUUUGAGGAACACCAUUGGAGAAAAAAGAUUAAAUGGUCUGGCUAUGAUGUGUAUACAUAAGGAUUUACAAUUAACGGCUGACAAAGUUUUGGACGAAUUAGUAAAAAAAAAAACGAAAAAUUGA